This is a messenger RNA of Notothenia coriiceps (black rockcod), 2778 nucleotides long. Its product is annotated as protein FAM69A-like. NCBI's taxonomy places the organism in Eukaryota, Metazoa, Chordata, Actinopteri, Perciformes, Nototheniidae. The record is from RefSeq and is a predicted model, not a curated record. The transcript has 2 exons. Bases 1 to 696 code for a protein of 231 amino acids.
AUGAGAAUCAAGGUGCUGCUGGGCCUCCUGCUGCAGGACCGCGGUCACACUCCUCGCCUCCUGGGCUUCUGCGGGGAUCUGUACAUGACGGAGCGCGUCCACUACGGGCCCCUGUACGGUUUGUCUCUCCCAUGGCCCCUGGUGUCCUGGGUCCCCAGCAGCAUGCAGCGCUCCAUGGACCAGUGGUUCACCCCCUCAUGGCCUCGCAAAGCCAAGAUCUCCAUGGGCCUCCUGGAGCUGGUGGAGGACCUCUUCCACGGCACCUAUGGCAGCUUUCUGAUCUGUGACCUCGCUGCGGCGCACUUUGGUUAUACCGACCGACACGAGCUCCGUCUGACUGACGCCCGGGCGGUGGUGUCUGAGGACGAGUUCAAGCGCACCAUGCGGGCGCUGAAGUGUGAGACGGACGCUGACUGUGUGUACGGGGUGGACUGCAAGACCUUGUGUGAUUUGUCGGAGAAACGAUGCAAGGAGGAGCCAGUUCAGCCCAACCUAGCGAAGGCGUGCGGCACACUGAAGGACUACCUCCUGCGGGGGGCGCCCUCAGGGAUGAGGGAGGAGCUGGAGAGGCAGUUGUACUCCUGCAUGGCUCUCAAAGGUAGUAAUGCUGGACAAAUGAACAUGGAGCACUCCCUUAUUCUCAACAACCUGAAGGCUCUGCUGUGGAGACAGAUCUCGCACACCAAGGACUCGUGACAAGGACGGGAAGUCACCUGAAGUCGGUUCCUCACACAGAGUAUGAAAGAUGCUGUGAUUUAGGAAUAGCACAUUUAAUGAAGUAGUUUUUAUUUACUCUAUACACUCUUGAACGGUCAGACUGAUGGAGAAUCUACCUCCUCUCUCCGAGCGUCAGAAGUUCGGGCCUGGAAAACAAGGCUAAGAACUUUGAAAUACUAAACUCGACUGAAUGUUUGCAUGUUACCAUCAGUCAUACUUAAAGCAGAUCAUGCAGCCACACUAUAUUGUAUUGUAUUGUUCACCACAGUGGAAUGUUUUUGGGGGCACUGCUGGAAAAAUGAAACGUCUCGCGCUGGGAGGCCAAAUUGCUGUUUUUGCCACUAAAUCAUGCAGGUAUGUAUGGCCUGAGAAGGAUUUAAAAUCAGGGUGUUGUACAAAGCCCCAGUUGGAAGUGUAAUGACACUAUUAUAAGAUAGGCUCCUUGACUUUGUUAUGUUGAAUGGGACAUAUCAUGAACAUCUCACUUUCCUAUUGCUUCUGCACUUACUUAUCAGGAAAGCCUACCUCCGCACAAACUGAGAAAUAAGAUAACCCAGUUAGACUCAACAAGUCAUUCAUGUUUGGCUUCCCUUCGUAUGUCACAUGUAGCCUCAUUAGAAUAUACUCCCUCUCCAGCUUUACAAGUACCUUUGCAAAGUUACGCCAUAUUCUUUUCGCAAGCCAAUUAAAGCAGACUUGGCUUUUUCAAGACGAGGUCUUAAAGAGACAGGCGCUCAAACGGACUGUUUUGGACAGACACGAAGUUAUUUAGAGUGACAGAAUGAGAAAAAUAAUGUGUUUGUUGAACAUUGAAGCAUGAAAAGAUGAUCGAUUACAACCCAUAAAACAAGUAAGAGCCUGAAAAUGAGCAUGAUAUGUCUCCUUUUAAAGUUGCUUUUGAGUACUAUAGCAUAAUCAGGGAGUGUACCUAAGGUUAAGAUAAGGCUGGUGGUAUUCCAUAUUUUCGUUUUACAGAAAAUUCUGUUAAAAGACCAAACAAAGGUUUAUUUGUUAGUACUACGCUGUCUUAGAGUACGACUUGGAGUAUAAAUCUUUAUAAACAGCUUGCGAAAUUGUACUUUCCCUUGUUAAAAGAAAGUGAUUUUGUUUUUCUCGUACAGACUAAGCUGCGGAUUAAUUCAAAUUUGGUGCAUUAGUGAGUAUUGAAAGCAGCAGGACAGUGUGUGGCAUCGACCAAAAUGAAACCCAAGUUCAUUCAAAUGAAGGAACGAAAAUGAAGGUCACCCUGCUGAACUACUUAAGACUUCCACUUUAGACUUGGCUACAAAGAUUGUACAGAAUGGUUAACUGCUGGUUUUCAGGGGUUGUCUUUACAAUAAUUAAAAUAUAGAAUAUCACAAGACUUCACCUUUAACACGUAGCCUACAGAUAAGUGAACAUUUAAGGAAAAAAUGAAAAGAUUUGUAGCAAAAUGAAACAAAGGACAUGUCUUUAUACAGGGUACAGAGUAGAAGACAGUCUAUGCCAAGAAGCAUUGAAGCUUUUCCUAAUUGUCACUCAUCUGCAUAAGGCCGUUUAUUAUAUUCAAAGUGGAAAACUUGAAGGAUAUGUCUGUCAGUAUUCCACCGACAACAUUCUGUAUGUCAGUGCACUUCACUGCUGUACAUUUCUCACCUGUAACACUAGUGACAAUAUUAAUGUAUUUCAUUUGUGAAUGUUAUUUACUUGUAUUUCUCACUACAAAGAGCAUUUUUAGUAUUGUGCUGUAUCACAUUUUUGGGGAUUUUGACUCGGUGCCAUAGAGAUCAUCCUGAAAUCAUUCACGAAUGUUUAACACCUGUGAUGGUGGAGAUCUUUAUCAACGUGUAGUCACAUCUGAAUGCUGUACAAAGAGGAUUUGUCAUGAUCCCUUCUGGAAGUUGUGAAGCUGCUGAGACCAACUCAACAUCCUGGCUUGUGUAACCACUCUAAAUACAGACAUGACCUGUAGCAUGUCGAGCUUGUGGUCAACGCUGCUGUUUGAAUUUUGAAAAUGUAAAAAAAAAGUUGAAUUAUUGAAGAGACCAGCAUGAUUUGCACAAUUAAACUACAUACCACUUC